Molecule: messenger RNA, 984 nt
Organism: Carya illinoinensis
Lineage: Eukaryota; Viridiplantae; Streptophyta; Magnoliopsida; Fagales; Juglandaceae
Exons: 3
Coding region: 1-984 (327 amino acids)
Source: RefSeq, a predicted model, not a curated record
AUGUUCUUGAAGUCUGUUGAUACAUCUGGCCUUAGAAAAGAUGUUGAAACAUUGUUUAAUAUCUUUGAUGAGGUUGUUCAAGAAAUUGGAGCUGAGAAUCUUGUGCAGCUCAUAACGGACAAUGAUGCAAGUUAUAAAGCUGCAGGAAAAAAGUUACAGCAGAAGUAUGGCUCUUUCUACUGGUCCCCUUGUGCAGCUCAUUGCAUAGACUUGAUGUUAGAGAAUUUUUCUGAUCCAAGAUAUUUUCCCCUUAUUGAUGAUACUAUAAAAAAGACAAAAAAGAUAAGAAAGUUCAUCUAUAACCAUGAUUGGGUUUUGGCAUUGAUGAGACAAGAGUUCACCAAAGGUCAUGAUUUGUGUCGUCCUGCAAUUACAAGGUUUGCAACAAAUUUUUUAAGUAUCCAAUGCUUGCUCUUGUUUAAGAAAGAACUGAGACAAAUGUUUACUUGUGAUAAAUGGAUUGCAUUAAGCCAUUCUAAAAGCAUCAUAGGGAAAGAGAUAGCUGGGAUUGUUUUAGAAGAUAAAGAGUUUUGGGCUCAAUGUCAAUUUAUUGUUAAAAUUAGUGAGCAUUUGGUUUGUGUUCUACGACUUGUUGACGGGGAUGAGAAGCCUGCAAUGGGAUACUUGUAUGAUGCAAUGGAAAGAGCCAAAGAGAACAUAAAAGCAAGAUGUAAUAACAAAAUGGCACUUGAUCCUGAUGACCAAGACAAGAUCAUUGAAGAACUUGACUCGUAUAAUAAUGCAGUAGGUGAGUUUGGACAUACUUUAGCAAUCCGCCAGCGUGAUAAGCUUAAUCCAGAAUCUGAGCUUCUUGAUGGAGAAGAUUUGGAUUGGGCAAGUAUUGAGGAGCCAUUGAUCUCACUAAAUGAGGAAGACGUUGAUAAUGUUGGUGUUGAUGUUGAUGAUGGUGGUGACAUUGAUGAAAAUAUUUUGAUCAACAUGUCGAAUCUUGAUCCUUAUUGUCUUUUUGAUGAGGAUGAGUGA